Aureobasidium namibiae CBS 147.97 is the source of this 984-nucleotide messenger RNA. RefSeq lists its product as uncharacterized. The record is from RefSeq and is a predicted model, not a curated record. The annotation marks the transcript as partial. The transcript has 2 exons. Gene Ontology annotation, cellular component: nucleus. Gene Ontology annotation, biological process: tRNA N1-guanine methylation. Lineage: Eukaryota; Fungi; Ascomycota; Dothideomycetes; Dothideales; Saccotheciaceae. Gene Ontology annotation, molecular function: tRNA binding.
ACCGCAACCUCCCACGCAACCAAUGCCACCAUCGCACUCAACGACCUUCCCUCACAACCACCCACAACAGCAUCCACCACAACCUCCACUGAGGAUGCUACCGCAGCCCCACCCCUCUCCAAAUCCAUGCAAAAGAAACUCCGCAAACAAGCCGAAUGGGACGCCAAAAAAGAAGACCGCAAAAUCUGGCGCAAAGAAAAGAAUAUCGCAAAAAAGGAGCGCAAACGCGAAGAAAAACGCUUGAACCCAGAAGCUUGGAAGGAAAAGCAAAAACAAUGGGUCAAACCCACCAUGCUUCCUAUAACGUUGCUCAUCGAUUGCGAUUUUGACAAUCUCAUGAGGGAUGGUGAACGUAUUUCUUUGGGAGGGCAGCUUACGAGGUGUUAUUCGGACAACAAGAACGCGCCGUUUAGAGCACAUUUGGCAGUGUGCAGUUUCAAUGGGAAGUUGAGGGAGAGGUUUGAUGGUGUGUUGAACAAGAGUUAUCAGAAUUGGAAGGGAGUGAGGUUUCUAGAUGAGGAUUUUGUGGUUGCCAGUGAGAAGGCGAAGGAGUGGAUGGCUGAUGAUAAGAAGGGUGGCAGACUGGCUGUCUACACAAAACCCUCCUCUCUACCUCCUGCGGAUUUCGAAAAGCUAAAAGCCCAAGCCGAAACAAUCUACCUCUCCGCCGACUCCGACUACACCCUCACCGAACUCCGCCCCUUCUCCACCUACAUAAUCGGCGGCCUCGUCGACAAGAACCGCGAAAAGGGCAUUUGCGCCGCUCGCGCCGCAGCCGCUGGCAUCAAGACUGCUAGAUUGCCGAUUGGAGAUUACUUGGCUAUGGCUAGCAGGAAGGUGUUGACGACUAAUCAUGUGCAUGAGAUUAUGCUUAGGUGGUUGGAAUGUGGAGAUUGGGGUGAGGCGUUUAUGAAGGUUAUACCCAAGAGGAAGGGUGGGCAACUCAAGGGGUAUGGUGGUGAGGGUGAGGAUGGAGAUGAGGGU